AUGUGUUCAGGACGAGAAUGGCCGACCCCUGAAGCUAGACCGCGCCGGAGCGAUGCUAAGCGUAGGCUGCAGGAGGUGCAAGACCUCCAGGUAGCCUCGGUGUGCAUGGGCAUCGAGCAUCUCAUGAACAAGCGCCGGAGAUCCACCAAGGGGCGAGGAGGAGCCGCACGAGUAUCCCCCCCGGUGGGGCAGCAAACACGCCUCUUCCGAGACAAGAGCAACGGCGACGCCGGCGACUCAUGCAGCGGUGAUCACCAGUGCGGCGGCGACCACGACCACCCUUCUUCAUGCCGGCUCUGCGAGUCGACGCUCCGCGUCCUGAGCACCGCCCUCUUGCACGUCAGACGCUGCCUUCAUCAGCAGAAAAAGAAGCAGCAGCAUCUCGACGACGGCGGAAGCAGCAACAAUAAGGACGUCCCCCAGGCGCCUCCCGCCUCCGGCUGCGACGCCUGCCGGAUGUGGUCCACGGUCGGCGAACGCUGCUCUUCCCUCGGCAUCUCCCUCCCCAACAAUAUUCUCUUCGCCGCCAGUGGUAAUAUCGAAGGCGAAGCCGGUGAUGGUGGUGGCAGGGUGGAAUGCAACAGGCUCGCUGGUGGCGCUACGACCGCUGCUACCGCUUCUGAACCGGACGGGCCAGAGCUGCGGGUGGUUGGAAGGGUAUUCUACAAUGAGUGAGCGGCCCUCGAUGUACCGAUGUAAAUGGGAGGUAAUGCGUGGUGUUUGGUGUCGGCGGCGCCUUGUUUUAUAUUCCUCGAUAGCGUGUAAGGGGGUGAAAGGUGGCGUAAGAUGUCCACUCUUUGAAAUUGGUUAGCCUAUUUCAGGCUGUAGUUUCCGCACAUGCGAUUGCUUGAUGGUGACGAGAUUAAUGAAGGUUGAGAGUCAUGAUCAAGGGUCGACAGAGGCAGCGUUCUCUCCAAGGUACAACGUUCCCUAAAAUGGACUCGUGCUCCCACGCUCUCGCCUGUGAUCAGCACGUGUUUGCGGACGAUUCUAUGCAACAUGGGCGUUUUGCGCACCGGCAGACUCGUUAGCUUAUCCGACAGCUUUUAGCAUGAACGGGUUUGGUUGUCGGCAAAAGUUGGUACCGUUUCGCUGGUGUUUCGUGCCUUGUGGGUGGAACGUCGUUCUUCCCGCGCUCGUCCGGUUGCGGGUUCGCUGACGAGGAAAGGGUUUAGUCACCGGAAUGAUCAGGGCGGGUGCCACAUAUGUGCAUGUACGGCGCAACCGCAGAAAGCCAGCAGAAUGGAGAUGAUCAAGAUAGGGAGGGGGGGGAGGGCCCAGGUGUUUUGUUAGGGGUGGAAACUUGCAUAUUUGUGCAAGCGCACCUCUCCUCGUUCACGCUUCACGCUUGACACUCGUGGCAUGUGUGUCCCCGCCGCCCCCGCUGUUGGUUGGAGACGUAACACGAACACCUACAGGAAGUAGCUUGCCAUGAGUUUCCCCGUCGGCUGCAGAACGUUGCCUUGUGUCCUGCGUUUCUGUCGAACCAUGGAUUCAUUUGACGGAAUCCACUGGAUUGUUUACAAUAUCGUAGUUGUUUUUUAUGUUACGAGGGGCAUGUUGUACGCGUCUGCAUCACUACGAGCUUCCCGUGCGCAUCUGAAUUUUGUAUCAGAGUCUGGCCUUGUGCCUCCUGAGCAACGGCGCGAUGCCUUGGUUUCGGGGGUAGAAGGCAACGGUUGCGAAGAAAUCCGCAACCUCGAUUCGACGUCGCUUUUUUCCUGGUUCACGUCGUGGUAUGAGUUUGGGGAGGCGAAUGCGUAGUCGACCUGUUCGAAAGACGGCCGAAACCAAAGAGUGGACCGUAGCAGCUUGCGUCUGCGACAUCCUGUAUCGUUGACUACAUGGUAUCACACGCGUGUCGCCCUCAUAUGCCGUUGGAAAACUCGUGGAGAAUGCCUUCGUCGCAAGAAGAAACAUGCCGAAUGCCACAUAUUUGAAGGGUCGGUUGCGUGUGGCAGAGAAAUGCAGAGAGAGGGAGAGAGAUACUACAGAUAGCGCCCGCAUGUAAGAACCUAUGGUUUUUGCUGAGGUUGAGGUUCUGAGUUCGUGUGGGCUACCCAUGGCCGCUGCAUGUGUUUCGUAGUGGCUCUGUUCAGGGGGUCUUAAAUUUGUGCUCAUAUUUUCAGUGUUGAGCAUGAAAUUCUUCGACGCCAAGUCAUGAGAUUCUCUAGCGCGGGCGCUACCUGUGAACAUUCCGAUACUCGUGUCCCUCUAGACGCAAAUAUCAACGGUUUUCACCGCAGAAUGACUCGUGUUCACAACAAUGAUUGCAUCCAUAAACCUGAAGCCUUUUCGUGCGUACUGUCGAGAUGCUAGGUGGUCGAGCGAUUCUACCUUACCCAGCGGUCUCAUUAAACGUAGAUUUUCCUGGGUGUUUUUGAGGGCAUGGCUCCAAGUUGCCUUGAUUUUCUAUUUCUAGGGUCAGGGAGACUAACUUUUGUGCACCACGGGGACGUGAAGCGUACAAUAACGCCGGAUCUUGUGCACUACAUUAGUCCGCCAC
This is a messenger RNA of Ectocarpus sp. CCAP 1310/34, 2506 nucleotides long. The record is from the annotation of a GenBank genome assembly. Lineage: Eukaryota; Phaeophyceae; Ectocarpales; Ectocarpaceae.